Messenger RNA from Cloeon dipterum, 1590 nucleotides. RefSeq names its product retinaldehyde-binding protein 1-like. The record is from RefSeq and is a predicted model, not a curated record. Gene Ontology annotation, molecular function: phosphatidylinositol bisphosphate binding. Gene Ontology annotation, cellular component: membrane. Lineage: Eukaryota; Metazoa; Arthropoda; Insecta; Ephemeroptera; Baetidae. Bases 68 to 1075 code for a protein of 335 amino acids. The transcript is spliced from 8 exons.
UUUGGCAGAGAGACCAAAUUUUCGAUUUUCAAUGCCAGCACGCGCAUGACACAAUCCCAAGUGCGCCAUGACCCAUACCAAGGUUUGGGUGACGCCUGCCGAUGCUUACGACGAGGGUAAGGCCCUCACCGCCAAGUCGAGAGAGGUGGCCAAGAAGGAGCUCAGGGAAACCAAAAGCAGCAGGAAACAGGCGCUCGACGCGCUCCGCGAGUGGCUCAAGAAAAAUCCGAAAAUUGAGAAUUCCAGACUAGAUGCGUGCUUCCUGCUUCGUUUCCUGCGUGUGAAGAAGAUGAGCGUUCCGAUGGCGCAGGAAAAUCUGGAGCGCUACCUCCUGCUGAGGAUGUGCACGCACGUUUGGAAUUUCCAGAAUCUAGAUUGCAACCAGGCCGACCUGGAUGAGCUCAUCAGCCAAGGAUAUAUUUACCCCUCGCCGAAGAGAGACAAGUUCGGAAGAAGGAUCAUCAUCACUAUUCCCGGUAAAUUCAACCCGCGCAAGAACAAGAACACAGACAUGCUCCGCCUGCACGGUUUGGCCUACGAGACGAUUCUGGAGAAUGAAGAGGACCAGGUCAACGGGGUUGUGCACUUCGUGGACGGCGCCGGGGUGUCUUUCCCGUUUCUCACCCUCUUCACCCCCAGAGAGGCGGUCAGGAUUGCAAAAAACGCCGAGAGCACGCUUCCGAUGCGGCACAAAUUAAUCAUAGGUUUUAACGUGAACCCUGCCGUCAAAUUCGCGGUCGACUGGGGAAUGUCGCUGGUCUCCCCGAAAAUGAGGGACAGAGUGAAGCUCUUCACGAAUGUGGAAGACGCUUAUUCUAUAGUGGACAAAAAGCUUUUACCCGCGGAGUACGGAGGGGAAAUUCCUCAAGCAGAAAUGAUUCGUUUGUGGAAAACGGAGCUGAAAGAGAGGAGGGAAAAGCUGUUGGCGAACGACCUGAUGAAGGUCGACCUGCAGAUGUUCAGCGAAAAAGCGCGUCAGGGUGCCGUGUCCGCGAUUGCGAGUCAGGAGACGAGCUGCUCCAACGCCGCAGUCUUCGGAAUCAACGGCAGCUUCAGAAAACUCGAAGUGGAUUGAAAUUAUAUUCAGAAGUGCAACUCUCCAGUUGUAUAAACCACCAACAGAUGGCACCACCGUAUACUUUAGUAAUAAAUUUAAUUUUUAAGUCACUUCCACUGCGAUUUCAUACUAAAUCCUGCUAAUUGUGAAUUCUUCACUUAAUAUGCUUGAUUUUGACGUGCUGAAAACCAAAAUCGGUUCAGCCAAUCGCCGUAGAAUCGAGAAAAGCUAUUUUUUGAAAUAAAAAAAUCUUUUCCGACGUUUCUACGGCGAAUGGCUGGACUGAUUUUGAUUUUCAGCACGUCAAAAGAAAGUAAAUUUAGUGAAGAAUUCACAAUUAGCAGGAUUGAGUCUGAAAUCGCAGCGGAAGUGCAUUAAAAUUAAAUUUAUUACUAAAUUAUACAGUGGUGCCAUCUGUUCCUGGCUUCGAACACUGAGAGUUUAUGCAACUCUUUGUAAUUUAUGUCUAGCAUAUUGUAUACAAAUUAGAAUUAAUGUUUAUAAUAAACGCAUAUUGUAUGAUAUACCCAAAA